This is a messenger RNA of Neoarius graeffei (lesser salmon catfish), 1866 nucleotides long. It is a transcript of the gene tmem187, whose product is annotated as transmembrane protein 187. The coding region runs from base 80 to 829 and encodes 249 amino acids. The record is from RefSeq and is a predicted model, not a curated record. NCBI's taxonomy places the organism in Eukaryota, Metazoa, Chordata, Actinopteri, Siluriformes, Ariidae. The transcript has a single exon. Gene Ontology annotation, cellular component: transport vesicle.
GAGUGACACUUUCUGUCCACUGGGGCCCGACAGUGAAGAUUCCUCAACUUCUACUUGAAUUAGGGCUUCAGUGAUCAUCAUGUCAGCAGUCGUGGACGUGUUGCUGCCUUUGUUUCUCUGCAUUGCUUUGGUGAACACUGGCAUUUUCGACAAUGUGUUGGUGGACAUGUCCUAUGAUCACUAUGCUGAGAAAAGAGUGGAUCAGCUUCCGGCCUUUCUGGCCAUGCCGUUUAACUGUCUCGUAAACGUGGGUUAUAUCAUAGUUGGUGUUUACUGGCUGAGCCGGAGGGUAGAUGAUCCCCACGCUGCCUACACCAAGGAUGUGUUUGCGCUCAUGGCCCUGUUGUACGGCCCGGUUCAGUGGACUCGCCUGGCCACCCUGCGCCGCGCGCCCUCCGUCCUGGACCAGUGGCUCACGCUGCCCAUUUUCGCCUGGGUGCCGGUAUGGUGUCGGCUCAUUACGCACGGCUGGUGCGCUCGGUACGCGCUCACUGUGGAGCUGUGCUCGGUGGUGAGCUACGCGCUGGCGCUGCUGCACGAGCGCGGGUUCGAGGUGGCUCUCGGUGCUCACGUCGCCGUUGCAGUGCUGCAGGCCGCCGCGGCUCAGCGCGCCUCCGGAGACCCGGUGUCUCUGCGCUACUUCAUUAACGCAGCGCUCUCCUGUGCAGGAUUCGUGCUUUUAAAGCUCCUGGAUCACGAGCUGGCCCAGUUCUGGCUCUUUCAACAUCUCACCGGGCAUUUCUGGUCCAAAGUGUGCGACAUUCUCCAGUUCCAUUACAGUUUCUGUUUUCUUACGCACCUUACGCAAAUUGCGCACAAACGAACGUAAAUUCAACCAGACCAGGACAAGCCGCCAGUGUAACACUAACACAGCAAUAAUAUACACUGCUUUUGUAAUCCUUUUAAUUUUAUCAGACGUUAUCAUUUUUGAAGCAAGUUUGUUCAUUAAUUAAUUGGGGACUUAAAUGGGGGAAGCCAUGGUCCAAUGGUUAGAGAAGCAGCCAUGGGACCAAAAGGUUGUCGGUUCGAUUCCCUAAACUAGCAAGAAUGGCUGAAGUGCGCGUGAGCAAGGCACCUAACCCCCAACUGCUCCCCAGGCUGCUUUGCAUAUGCUGUACAUCACUCUGGAUAAGAGUGUCUGUUAAAUUACAGUAGUGUAAUUAAGUAUUGAUUACUUACACUAUUAUAUAGAAUGCAUAUUUAAUCCAUUCAUUAUGCACAGCUCAAACUGCUUUACAGAAAUUCCAAGGCAGUCAUUUCAAUAAUUCAAGUGAUAAUAUAGACAUAAAGGAAAACACUUUAAAAAAAAUCGAAUGUAAAAAAGUUUUCUGCUGCCAUUUAAAUUUGGUAGCAGUGAAUGAUUGACAGAUCCAAGGAUUAAUGCUUCUUCAAUUUUCUAUGCGUUAACUCAAUGAAUGUUUGCUCAUUGUACAGUUUAAUAGGUUCAGAAAUAUGUACAGCAUCACUCAAAAGUUUGGACACACCUUCUCUAAUUCAAUGGUGUUCCUUUAUUUUUAUGAAUUAAAAGACACUUCAUGUCUUAAAGUAAUGAUGGAUGUUGUUUCUCUUUACUUAGUUGAGCGAUUCUUGGCAUAAUAAUGUAUGGAUUAGUACAGUUGUGGAAUAGGGCUAUUUACUGUAUAUUUAUUAUUUACUGUUUGAUCUCGAAUGCAUUAAGAAGGUGAGAAAUUGCACUAAUUACCUUUUGACGAGACACCUGUUAAUUGAAAAGCAUUCCAGGUGACUACCUCAUGAAGCUGGUUAAGAUAAUGUCAGUAGUGUGUAAAGUGUCAAGGUAAACGCUGGAUACGCUGAUGAAAAUAUGAAACAUACUUUUGUUUAUUAAAACUUUUCUUUACCACAUAA